AUGGAUCGGGUUCAUGUCACUGAAGGAUACUCAUCUCUGUUCUGUCAGGUUCAUGUCACUGAAGGAUACUCAUCUCUGUUCUGUCAGGUUCAUGUCACUGAUGGAUACUCGUCUCUGUUCUGUCAGGUUCAUGUCACUGAUGGAUACUCGUCUCUGUUCUGUCAGGUUCAUGUCACUGAUGGAUACUCGUCUCUGUUCUGUCAGGUUCAUGUCACUGAUGGAUACACAUCUCUGUUCUGUCAGGUUCAUGUCACUGAUGGAUACUCAUCUCUGUUCUGUCAGGUUCAUGUCACUGAUGGAUACUCAUCUCUGUUCUGUCAGGUUCAUGUCACUGAUGGAUACUCGUCUCUGUUCUGUCAGGUUCAUGUCACUGAUGGAUACUCAUCUCUGUUCUGUCAGGUUCAUGUCACUGAAGGAUACUCAUCUCUGUUCUGUCAGGUUCAUGUCACUGAUGGAUACUCAUCUCUGUUCUGUCAGGUUCAUGUCACUGAUGGAUACUCAUCUCUGUUCUGUCAGGUUCAUGUCACUGAUGGAUACUCAUCUCUGUUCUGUCAGGUUCAUGUCACUGAUGGAUACUCAUCUCUGUUCUGUCAGGUUCAUGUCACUGAUGGAUACUCAUCUCUGUUCUGUCAGGUUCAUGUCACUGAUGGAUACUCAUCUCUGUUCUGUCAGGUUCAUGUCACUGAUGGAUACUCGUCUCUGUUCUGUCAGGUUCAUGUCACUGAUGGAUACUCAUCUCUGUUCUGUCAGGUUCAUGUCACUGAUGGAUACUCAUCUCUGUUCUGUCAGGUUCAUGUCACUGAUGGAUACUCAUCUCUGUUCUGUCAGGUUCAUGUCACUGAAGGAUACUCAUCUCUGUUCUGUCAGGUUCAUGUCACUGAUGGAUACUCAUCUCUGUUCUGUCAGGUUCAUGUCACUGAUGGACACUCAUCUCUGUUGCAGACUUCAUGUUACAACUCUCUAGAAAUAGGAAUUGUCAAGCUUUCUUGGUAUCGGUCAGUUCAACAUCAACUGCUCUACUAACAAGUACCCACUGGGCACAGACAUCAGUUCAACGUCAACUGCUCUACUAACAAGUACCCACUGGGCACAGACAUCAGUUCAACGUCAACUGCCCUACUAACAAGUACCCACUGGGCACAGACAUCAGUUCAACGUCAACUGCUCUACUAACAAGUACCCACUGGGCACAGACAUCAGUUCAACGUCAACUGCCCUACUAACAAGUACCCACUGGGCACAGACAUCAGUUCAACGUCAACUGCUCUACUAACAAGUACCCACUUUAUUUUUUAUUUAUUUUAUUUGACCUUUAUUUAACCAGGCAAGUCAAUUAAGAACAAAUUCUUAUUUUCAACGACGGCCUAGGAACAGUGGGUUAACUGCCUGUUCAGGGGCAGAACGACAGAUUUGUACCUUGUCAGCUCGGGGGUUUGAACUUGCAACCUUCCGGUUACUUGUCCAACGCUCUAACCACUAGGCUACACUGCCGCCCCAACAAGUACCCACUGGGCACAGACAUCAGUUCAACGUCAACUGCCCUACUAACAAGUACCCACUGGGCACAGACAUCAGUUCAACGUCAACUGCUCUACUAACAAGUACCCACUGGGCACAGACAUCAGUUCAACGUCAACUGCCCUACUAACAAGUACCCACUGGGCACAGACAUCUGUUCAACAUCUUGUUUUGAUUUACAGUUGGUUGAGUUGUCAAUUCAGUGUGAAAUCAACAAAAAAAAUGUCAUUGGAUUUAGGUUAAACGUUGGGUGAAAAAAAGACGAAAUGCCCUAUUACUGAUUACUUUUUGCAAAUCCAAUUAUUUUCCCACGUUGAUUCAACGUCAUGACAUAGAUUUUUGGGGUUGAAAUUACGUGGAAACAAUGUUGAUUCAACCAGUUUUUGCCUGGAGGGUAGACUAUCAUCAUUUUAGUCUAUAUUCACUUGAAACUAUCACUGUGUUAUUUUAUUUAAGAGGUUUAUUGGUCAUUUGUAAACCUAAAACACAGGACAAGAAUACUUUUAUCUAUGUAAUAGAAAAUAAUAAAGUUGUACUUUUUUACAGCCACCUACAUGGGGUCUGCCAUACAUUUCCUACAAUUACACAAAUGCACCGACAGUAUGAUAGCUUUGUAUUGCAAAUACCCUUUAGCUUAUGAACAGUACUGAAAAAUGUAGUAUUUUAACACAUUUAGCUCCAAGGAUGAAAGUAAAGGCCACAAAUGUAUUUGAAAUGCCCACUUAUGACAUGGUAACUUAAUUUACAAUGACGAUAUGGAGGUAAUGGGCAUUAUGUUUACAUGAAUAAAUGCCAUCAGUGGUGAUUGCUUCAUGUUGCACCAUUUGAAUAAAAAAAUCUGCUUUGUAUAUGCGAGCGUUCUUGUUUGGGAUUCAUUCAAAUAAUUAACAAAUGUAUAAUGUGCUUAAUAUUGAAUUGGGUUGCGUUAGGCUGUGGAUAUUUAGUUGUUGUUUUUGUUGUGGUAUUUCAAUGUUGUUAACAUGUGAAGCUGCAAAAAAUGCUGGAAAAAAAUGUGUAAACAUCACAAUAUACACUGAGUGUACAGAACAUUAGGACCACCUUCCUAAUAAUGAGUACCCCAGAACAGCCUCAAUUCAUCAGGCCAGGGACUCUACAAGGUGUGGAAAGCGUUCCACAUGGAUGCUGGCCCAUGUUGACUCCAAUGCUUCCCACAGUUGUGUCAAAUUUUCUGGAUGUCCUUUGGGUGGUGGACCAUUCUUAAUACAUACAGGAAACGGUGUGAAAAACUGUUGUGUUGCAGUUCUUGACACAAACCAGUGUGCCUGGCACCUACUACCAUACCCUAUUCAAAUGAACAUAAAUAUUGUAUCUUGCCCAUUCACCCUCUGAAUGGCACACAUUCACAAUCCAUAUCUCAAUUGUCUCAAGGCUUAAAAAUCCUUGUUUCACCUGGAAUCACCUGGCCAGUCUAUGUCAUGUUUAGUACACUCAGUAUAUUUUAUUAUAAACAAUCUGUAAAGAAUGUGUAUCUUUCUAUUUGACAGAAGAGCAUGACAGCAGAAUUGACAGAAGAUCAUGACAUAGCAGAAUUGACUGAAGAGCAUGACAGCAGAAUUGACAGAAGAUCAUGACAGCAGAAUUGACAGAAGAUCAUGACAGCAGAAUUGACAGAAGAUCAUGACAUAGCAGAAUUGACAGAAGAGGAUGACAUAGCAGAAUUGACCAAAGAUCAUGACAUAGCAGAAUUGACCGAAAAUCAUGGCAUAGCAGAAUUGACAGAAGAUCAUGACAUAGCAGAAUUGACCGAAAAUCAUGGCAUAGCAGAAUUGACAGAAGAUCAUGACAUAGCAGAAUUGACAGAAGA
Messenger RNA from Oncorhynchus keta (chum salmon), 3343 nucleotides. RefSeq lists its product as uncharacterized. Lineage: Eukaryota; Metazoa; Chordata; Actinopteri; Salmoniformes; Salmonidae. The coding region runs from base 1 to 1023 and encodes 340 amino acids. The record is from RefSeq and is a predicted model, not a curated record. The transcript is spliced from 11 exons.